AUGGGAAACGGAAAGCGUGAGGAAAAGUGUCAGCGCCGAGAAAAGGCAAGCUUAGCGGCAGGGGCACUCCCAGCUCAAGAAAGGUUGCCCUUGCGCGAGUCCUUACAGCAGCAGCCUAAGCUUCCGGCAGCAGCGAGCGAGCAGCUCUCAAAAGCUUCAUCUCCUCACAGUACUUCCAAAGUAAAGGCAAGGGUAAGGGGUUUCCGUGACCCCGAAACGUCGAAGCAUGACUCGGGACCCAAAGUAGUGGUGACGGUUGAUGAUAACAGUGAUGAUGAUAGUGAUGGCGAUGGCGCUGCGGGAACGAGACUAACAUUCAUGAGCAAGAGAGCCCUCUCGCGAUACGAGUGGCAUGGAUGGGACCUUGAUGAAGCCAAUACGAUAGUCACGACGAAGACACCUAUCCGGCCUUCGGCACUAGCUUGGGGAGGUCGAUGA
Prunus armeniaca (apricot) is the source of this 438-nucleotide messenger RNA. The record is from the annotation of a GenBank genome assembly. NCBI's taxonomy places the organism in Eukaryota, Viridiplantae, Streptophyta, Magnoliopsida, Rosales, Rosaceae.